Messenger RNA from Fundulus heteroclitus (mummichog), 2120 nucleotides. It is a transcript of the gene mych, whose product is annotated as myelocytomatosis oncogene homolog. Lineage: Eukaryota; Metazoa; Chordata; Actinopteri; Cyprinodontiformes; Fundulidae. The coding region runs from base 223 to 1335 and encodes 370 amino acids. Gene Ontology annotation, molecular function: protein dimerization activity; RNA polymerase II cis-regulatory region sequence-specific DNA binding; DNA-binding transcription factor activity, RNA polymerase II-specific. The record is from RefSeq and is a predicted model, not a curated record. Gene Ontology annotation, biological process: regulation of transcription by RNA polymerase II; positive regulation of cell population proliferation. The transcript is spliced from 3 exons.
CACCCACUCUGUUGGUGUGUUGCAUCGUAGGAGGACUAGUGUCCCUCAGCAGGACUGGCCAGCAGGGGAUUUCCACACAAUGCCGCCUUGUUCCAACUUGCAUUUUACACGCAAAAAGUUUUCUUCAAGCAGAAACAUCUAGACACGACCACUGCGCGUGGAUUUUAUUGGAUAUUUCCUCCCGUGAUUUCUUGCUCUGCCUGGACGGCCCCCGCAUCAGCCAUGCUGCCCAGCUUCUCCCAGUCGCCGGACUGGCUCAGCUCGGAGCCGUUCAUGUUCGACGACGUGCAGACCCUGAUGAAGGAGCUCGACUACCUGCCCACGCCCCCCCAGUCGCCCCCCACCAAGGCCGGCCAGGGCGCCGGGAAGCCCCUGUCCAAGGAGGACCAGCUGAGCUACGUGUCGGACAUCCUGCUGGAGGACCAGGACCUGCAGCUCCUCAACUGGACGUGCGACUUCUUCGACUCGGACGCGGCGGGGAAGGAGGGGGACUCCUGCCUGCCCUGCUCCCCGCUGGACGAGGCCACGGAGGACUCGCUGUGGCAGUGCCUGUCCGACAAGAGCCUGGAGGAGAAGCUGGUGUCGUCGGUGCUGGGCUCCAGCCCGCUGCUCUCCGACAUCGACACCAGCAUCUUCGAGGACAUCGUCAGCUCCACCCUGGACUGCCAGAACCUGAUAGGAGCCCAGGAGCAGAGCGAGGCUACCUCCGACUACGGCUCCGCCGGCGGCGAGAUGUCCACGUCCUCCUCCAGCGACUCCGAAGAGGAGAUAGACGUGGUGUCGGUGGGCUCCUCCAGCCCGUCUCCGCUGCCCUCGCCUGCCAAGCCGUCCGUCCGCAGGCUGAACCAGGAGGAGGAGCAGCGGGCCAUCCAGCUGCAGCACAACUACGCCGCUCCCUGCCCCGCCUCGCCGCCUCCCUCAUCAGCACCCUCACACAAGCGCUCCAGAGCCAGCGACGGUUCGUCUCGGUUCCACCACGUCACCCGCAGCUUCACCUCCUCCUCAUCAUCAUCCUCGUCUUCCUCCUCCUCGCAUCGUUACCACCACUCCUCCCGGAACUCGACGGAGACGGAGGACGAGGAGGAGCGGCGGCGGACUCACAACGUGAUGGAGCGGCAGCGGCGCAACGAGCUGAAGAACUGCUUCGUGCGGCUGCGGGACAACGUGCCGGAGCUGUCGCACAACGACAAGGCGUCCAAGGUGGUGAUCCUGAAGAAGGCCAGGGACUGCAUCUACGGCCUGGAGAGCGACGCCCACCGGCUGCGCUCCAGGAAGGACAAGCUGCGGGCCAAGCAGGAGGCGCUGAAGGCCCGGCUGGAGCAGCUCCGCAGAUAAUGCACGCUCCGGGUGGGGGCAGGCGGCGGCGGCGGCGUGCACACCGGCGCCCCCACCAGGCCGCGCCGCGCACACAAACCUCAACAUUUCAAAGACUCUGUGGUAGAGAGACUCGCACCGUCGACCAGAGACGCUCGGCGCCUCAGAACCAGUCCAUUUUAUGCCGUGACGGCUGGUUGGAGGCUGUUAGGUGGUUGGUGUUCCUGGUUUUUUUUUCUUCCCAUUCCCGCCCUGGUCCCUCGGAACGCCGCGGCGGCUCGCCCGGUUCUCCCGAUGAAACUUGAGUCUUUCAGGACGUCUUACAGCCAUACGUUGGUCAGCGGUCGCUCCGGUUCUGGACAGGAACUGAACUCAGCCAAUCAGACCAGGCGGUCCCGUUACUCAUGGAGUCGACUAGAUCCUGAUGGUUCUGAUGAGCCGUUAACGUUUCUCAUUAACUAGGUUUGACGUUCGGCAGCAGAACCGACCCCCGUUUUGAUGAGACGAGGGUCCGAUCCGUUGGUAAAGGACGGAACGUCAGGAUGUUUCUGUCUUAACGAGUUCUUCACCUCGUCAGGUUUGAGAGGAGAUCCGGUUUCUCUUAGAGAUGUAAAACUAGUUUCUGUCACUCUGAUGCCGUUCGGGUCUCAGAUCCUCCAGGAAUGUUCAGCAGGAGCUCAGUUUCCUGUUUUUUUUCUGUUUAUUUUUAUUUUUUUAUCCCGAAUGCGACGAUGCAGCGAGGUGUUAACGAGAAGGCAGGGAUUUUAUUUUGUUCCUCUACAUUAAAGUUCACAAACCUACCUCCA